AUGAACCCCUCGGCGCUCCGGCGCCUCACACACUCGCAUCGAGCAUACUCAACAUCAACACCAGCAUCAGCGUCAGCGUCGGCGUCAGCAUCCACCGCCGCAGCCCGCCUCCUCGAGAGCUUCCGCAACAAGACCCUCACGCAGCACCAGAUCCUCGACGCAACCCAGCUCCGAAAGCUCUCCCUGACACUCAACCGCCCAACAAUGCAGCACCAAGACAUGCUCACCCCCGCCCCGUCCCCCGGCACGCCCGUCCCCCCAGGCCACCACCUCAUCUGCUUCACGGCCGCGAGCCCCGAGAGCGCCCUCGGCCCCGACGGCACAGACACGGUUUUCAACGCCGGCCCCCCUUCACGCGACGCACGCGACGCCGUCAGCGAGCACACGCGCCUGCUCAGCGCCGUCGCCAGAAGAAGCGCAUCCACCGGCCGCGAGAUGGUGCUCGUCGAGGUGGAGAGGCAGCUCGAGGGCCCGCGCGGCGCCGCCGUCACCGACAGACGCUCGUGGAUCUUCAGGACCGGCAUCGACGCCCACGCCGCCGGCACGAGCCCGCGCCCGCGUCCGCAGCAGACGCAGACGCGGACAUCUCGUCCGACCACCAUCACAGACAUCCCCGGCCGCAAAGGUACAAGAGGCCCCGCCCCCACGAGGACGCCAGCAGAUUCACUACGGCGCGGCUCCAGCCGCGCCGUCGAGGGACACGCCGGGCUCGUGGUCCACGGACCCCUGAAUCUCAUCAGCAUCCUCGACUACUGGGGCGACGUGCACGGCGCGGGCGGCGCCUCGCCCGGGAGCGUUGCCUACCGCGCCGUGGCUCCCCUCUACGCGGGCGACACGUGUACCAUCCGGACGGGGGCCGUGGCCGACACCGCGUGCGACAUUGUUGCCGAAAAGGACGGCGCGGCGUGUAUGACGGCACGGGUUGUAGGGGCGUCACGCGGUCGAUGA
This is a messenger RNA of Metarhizium album ARSEF 1941, 948 nucleotides long. RefSeq lists its product as uncharacterized. The record is from RefSeq and is a predicted model, not a curated record. The transcript has 3 exons. The coding region runs from base 1 to 948 and encodes 315 amino acids. Lineage: Eukaryota; Fungi; Ascomycota; Sordariomycetes; Hypocreales; Clavicipitaceae. Gene Ontology annotation, cellular component: mitochondrion. Gene Ontology annotation, molecular function: (3R)-hydroxyacyl-[acyl-carrier-protein] dehydratase activity.